GACAGACGUAACUCCCGUUUUCUUUCAGGUCCGCCCAUGUGCUAUAUAAGCCGGACUCGGCCGCACUCAGUAUCUUGCAGUCUACUCGCUACAUAGAGAAGAUGUCUGGACGCGGUAAAGGAGGGAAAGGUCUCGGUAAGGGCGGAGCCAAGCGGCACAGGAAGGUGCUCCGGGAUAACAUCCAGGGCAUCACCAAGCCUGCCAUCCGCCGUCUAGCUCGCAGGGGAGGUGUGAAGCGCAUCUCCGGCCUCAUCUAUGAAGAGACUCGCGGUGUCCUGAAAGUCUUCCUGGAGAACGUCAUCCGUGACGCCGUCACCUACACCGAGCACGCCAAGAGGAAGACCGUCACCGCCAUGGACGUGGUGUACGCCCUCAAGCGCCAGGGCCGCACUCUCUACGGCUUCGGAGGUUAAUUCUGCUUCUACUCGGCUCCAUCUCAUCAACCCAAAGGCUCUUCUCAGAGCCGCCCACAUGUUCUAUGGAAAGGCUACAAUUCCUUGUGUCUUCUCUACUGAGAGGUUGUGUGAUCGGUGUUUUGCUCUUGUGGUUGCGGUGUUUGUUUUUCCCUGUCCUGCCAUAAUCGCUGCACCUGAUCAGUCUAUCGGUAUUUCCCUCCUAUCUGCUCCGGGGGAUCUCCUCUGAAUGUUCUGACUACUGCCCUCAUCUUCCUCCGUGAUUAUAGUUACUGUUACAAUCUACAUUCAUCUUCUCCAGAUUACAUUACUUCCCUCCCCACCAUAUCACUCAUUACCUCCCUAAAGAGUCCGUGUUAUAGAACAUGCAAAUCUCCUGAUAAUAUCCCGGUAAGA
This is a messenger RNA of Hyla sarda, 809 nucleotides long. RefSeq names its product histone H4. Bases 102 to 413 code for a protein of 103 amino acids. NCBI's taxonomy places the organism in Eukaryota, Metazoa, Chordata, Amphibia, Anura, Hylidae. The record is from RefSeq and is a predicted model, not a curated record. Gene Ontology annotation, biological process: nucleosome assembly. Gene Ontology annotation, molecular function: DNA binding; protein heterodimerization activity; structural constituent of chromatin. Gene Ontology annotation, cellular component: nucleosome. The transcript has 2 exons.